This is a messenger RNA of Pelmatolapia mariae (spotted tilapia), 5100 nucleotides long. RefSeq names its product RPGRIP1 like (gene rpgrip1l). Gene Ontology annotation, cellular component: photoreceptor connecting cilium. The coding region runs from base 105 to 3803 and encodes 1232 amino acids. The record is from RefSeq and is a predicted model, not a curated record. Gene Ontology annotation, biological process: non-motile cilium assembly; retinal rod cell development. The transcript is spliced from 26 exons. Lineage: Eukaryota; Metazoa; Chordata; Actinopteri; Cichliformes; Cichlidae.
CGCACAGCGCGUGCGCUGUUGCACCAUAACGACGUGAUGAGCGGUUAUGUUUUCAAUAGCAACCGUGAGUUAAACUGAAUAAAGUCGUUGUAAAAGGCUGAAACAUGUCAACCCUCCGGGAUGAGACGGCAGCAGAUGUGCCGGUCAAGGACGUCACGGUGGACCUCUCCAGACUCACACCGGCUCCACCAGAGUCGUCGACCUAUCAGCACGCCCGGGCGCGGCAGGACAUCUCGCGUGUGUCCCGGGAGGAGCUGGAAGACCGCUUCCUGCGGCUGCAGGAGGAGACGCUGCAGCUCAAACAGCACAGCCACAAACAGCAUGAUAUGAUCAAGAAACUGGGCACAAAGCUGAAGAGGCUGAUGAACAACCGUGACCGCAUGGAGCAGCUGGCAGCAGGGACAGCCCCGUCCUCCAGGGUCCGAGACGUGGAGAUGGAGGAGAUGAUGGAGGAGCUCCACGAGAAGGUCCGGGCCCUGCAGGCCGAAAACGAAGGGCUGAAACAGCGCCUCCUGGUGGCAAAGCAUCAAGUCAUGAACUCUCAGAGCCAGAGGCCGACGCCGUACGACCGCAUCCAGCCGCGAGUCAACACGGGGUUGAAGUUCAGAGACGACAUGUCGUCUCCGUCUUUAAUACGACCUAAAAGUACGAGGAGUUUGGAGGGAGGAGGACGACCUCCGACUGGCCUGCUGCCUCGCUAUGGGCACAGUCUGCUGGAGGAGGCCAGAUCAGAGAUCCGCAACCUAGAGAAUGUGAUCGAGUCCCAGCGGAGCCGCAUGGAGGAGCUGGAAGGUGCAUCGGAGCUGCUGAGGGAGGAGCUGAGGAGGAAGGAGGCAGAGUAUGAAGAGAGACUCCUGCAGGUCCGGCAGGAGCAGACCUCCAAACUGAGGACGCACGUCAACAGCAACGUGACGCUGAUCAAACUGCAGAAGCAGCUGGCGGCGAGAUCCAACACCGUGGCCGAGCUGGAGGGGCGAUAUCUGCAGCUGCAGGAGAGUCAGCAGACGCUAAAGCUCAGUCAUGAAGCGGCGAUGGCGAAGGUGGACGAGCUGUCGGCGGAUCUGAAAAACGAGCGGCUGAAGCGUUUGGAGCUGGAGAAGCAGCUGCAGAGUGCCAGCGUCUCCAGGACGAAGAUGGAGCAGCUGCAGGAGAGGAUCGGCGAGCUGGAGCAGGAGAGAGACCUGCUGAAGGACAGCAACGAGAAGCUGCUGAACAGCGCCUUUGACGUCUCUCAGCAGGAGAAAUGGCAGCUUCAGGAGCAGCAGCUGAAGCUUCAGAUCUCUCAGCUGGAGACGGCACUCAAGGCCGACCUCGUCGACAAAAACGAGAUCCUCGACAAAGUCAAGGCCGAGAGAGACACAAACGAGAAGCUGAAAGAAGCAAAUCAGAAACUGGAGGUGCAGUUCCUGCAGCAGAAGCAGCAGCUGGAGGAACUGAAUGAGCGGCUCAAGUUUUACAGUCGGGGGAGCGACUACGACGUGGCCGAACUCACCGAGGCGCUGCUGCUCGUCAAAACACGUAAAUCCCAGAGGAGUGGAGAUCUGGGCUUCCUGAGGGAGGCGGAGGAGGAAACGGGUGGCGCCAUCAUGGAAAACGCCGUUAAGGAGCUGCGAGCCGCUCACGCCGAAACCAUCCAGGAGCUGGAAAAGACCCGGAGCCUCCUGAGCACGGAGAGCCGGAUCAGCCAAGGCUACAAGGCCGAGCUGGACGCCGCGCUACGCAAGAUGGACGCCGACAAACUCGAGUACGAGCAGAAGCUAGAACGCCAGGCUCAGCUGCUGGACGCCAGGGCAACGAAGAUCAGGAAACUGGAAGCUCAGCUCAGAGACAUCGCCUACGGGACCAAAACCUACAGCGUCAAAGCGGACGUCACAGCCGAGGACGAGGCCGACGAAUCUGGCGAAGCGCUUCACCUGGAGAGUGGAGAAAACCUGCUGGAGCUUCAGAUAGUAGGCAUCACGCUGUCUGACUCUGCCCUGCAGAUGCUGGGCGAAGCUGAGCCCGCCACCUUCUGUACGUACGCCUUCUACGUGUUCGAGCUGCACGCCACACCGGUGGUGACGGGCCGCAGUCCGAAAUACAACUUUACUUCAAAGUACGUGGUUAGCGUGGACGACCGCUUCCUCGACUACCUCCACCGGGGCACGGUGAGGGUGGAGCUGCACGAAGCGCUCGGUCUGGACUGGAGGACACUGGCGACCGGCGAGCUUCGUCUGCAGCAGCUGCUGGAACAGGAUGGGAAGGUUCACGGCAGCGUGGCGCUCAUCGGGUCGCGUGAUGAGGCGCGCUCCUUCGGCUCCUUGGAGUUCUGGCUCAGGCUGAGGGUGCCCAUGACGGAGACGCUGCGACUGUACCGAGAGAAGAUGAAGGCGCCUCCGCCAACGACCAGCGACUGGAACGAGCUCUUCAUCACCGUCCGCCGCUGCUCCGGCCUUCAGCUGCGAGGCUCCCGGCAGCCGAGCCCCUAUGUCGUCUACAAGUUCUUUCACUUCCCCGACCACCCCACCGCCACCGUUCACAACCGCCAGGACCCCGACUUCAAUGACCUCAGGUCGUACUGUGUCUCGAUGGAUGCGGACCUGGACCGGUACCUGAAGUCGGAGCUCCUUCAGUUCUACGUGUUCGACUACAAAGAGGAGCAGAUGGACACGUACCUGGGGAAGGCCCGAGUCCCUCUGAGGACGCUGACCCACGACGAGAGCCUCACAGGUGUGUUUUCGCUGGCUGAUCCCUCUGGACUCCCCGCCGGGAACAUCGAAGUGACUCUGAAGUGGAAGGUCUCCUACAUCCACCCGGUGGACGCCAUGGAGGACGAGCCCAGGUUUACUCCUGUGGAGGAAGCGUCAGAGGCCGAACAACAGCCGGAGGGCGAGGAGGCCCGCCGCCAUCGCACUGAAUCUCAGGCCCCGCUGCCCAAACCAAGACCGAAGACUCAGGUGAAGGGAACGCCACCCGCCAAAAAGGUCACGUUUGUAGAAGGGACGGCCGCCAACCAACAGCUGGACGCGUCGAGCUCAGCGGCCCGGGGGGCGGAGACUCUACCUGCAGCACCUGUACAGGUUUUGUCCAAAGGUGCCGGAGAGGAAGAGGACGAUGAAAGAGAGUCUGACGUCUCUGAAGGACAGCUGGUCACAGUGAGCGCUGCGUCGUACUCUGAUGACUCUGAAAUCUCUGAGGAAAUCAUCGAAGAUGUGGAGGACGUCCCAGCAGCUGCAGAGGACUCGGCUCAGUCUGACAGCGAUGACUGCAUCGUGCCCGGCCCGGCCACGGCGAGGAAGGUGUCAGAGCGAGUGCGGGUGGAGAUUGUGUGUCUAAGCCUGAGGGCGGAGUCUCGGGUGGCACGGGACACCAGCGUGGUGCGGCUCUUCGUGGAGUACUCCUUCCUGGACCUGCCCACGGAGGAAACGCCGCUGUCUCUGCCCAAACCGCCACCGGGCCGCAGCAUCAACUACAACUACAGCAAAGUCAUCCCCGUGGACGCUGAGAGGAACGCCGCGAGGAGGCGCCUGCUGAGGGGAGUCCUGCAGGGACGAAAUCCUCACAUGGAGAGAAUCCGGUUCACAGUGGUGAGCGAGCCUCCAGAGGAAGAGGAGCAGGAGAGGGAGUGUGAGGAUGUGGGCAUGGCCUUCCUGAGGAUCCCUGACAUCCUGGAGAAACAGCGAGACGUGACGGAGGAGCGUUUGAGCGUGCUGGACGUGGAGGACAGCAGUGAGGUGGUCGGCACCCUGACGGUGUCCAUGGAGUGUCUGGAGGCUCUGCGCUCCAUCAUGGAGGAGGAGGAGACCGCCAUCAGCUCGCUGUGAGGCCGCUCAGCAGGCUGUGUGAGGUGGAGGCAUUUCAAAUUUGACGUCUCUGUGUGUGUUUCAAAGUGGUGAAUGUGCUGAAUUCUGCUGUGAGCCUGUGAAUAUGAUUUAUUGUUUGCUCAGAGCAUCUUCACGCUCUUCUCCAGUUUCACUGUUUGUGUGCGAGAAAUAAAACGUGUCCUUCCUGCACGAACGUUUAGAUUCUGUACUCUUACAAAGAGAUGAUGUGUCUGCAGGUGUGGCUUAGAAAGACAUAAAUCAUCAUGUUUCUGACAUUUAUGGAUAAAAUCAGCUGUAAUGUCUCAGUGUGGGGAAAACAAUCACAAUCAUUGAUCUGAGAUGAACUGAAGCCUGCUGGCUCAGAGGUAGUGUUGAAAGUGCUGCGAGAUCAAUCAAAUGCAGACCGGAGAAACAAACCACGGAGACGCAACCUGUGAAUAGAAAGGUCAAUGUGAUGACAAGACAUCUUCAAUGCAAUAUGAACCCUGUAAGAAAUAUUACUGAUAAAACAAUGCUGUAAAACAUGUUAUUAAUGCAAUCACAAUAAUGCAGAUUAUAUAGUAGGAAUAAAAUAAUUUCUGAAUCUCCACAAAAGUUAGGCAGAGCUCGUGCUCUUUGGUCCUCUGUGGUGUUUUUAAGCUGAUAGGCGGGGUUCAUCUUUCCAAAGGAAUUUAUACGAAUCCAGAGAUCUGAACCAGUCUGCUGAUGGUUUACUCAAGAUCAUUGAAAAUAAAGAUUUUUGGUGUUCUAACGACUCUUCCCGUGUGUGAUGUGUGAGAUUUCCAUCUAACCACAUCAUCUUUUAUUUUAUUUAAAAGUGGGAUGUGCUUUCAUUUAAAUCUACAAGCUUAGAGACAUUAAUACCUAAGUAUUCCAUAUUUCAAGUUGUAGUGGGGUAGAAGAAGGAUUAUGGAAGGAGCAGUUAAUCGAAGAACUGUAGAUUUUAACCACAUGACGCCAAACAUACACAACAAAACAGUAUAACACAAAUGAUGCCUCGUGUCAGGGGAAGCAUUGAUAAUAUAACACAUGCGCAACAUAAGAUUACUUUACCGUCAUUAUGUCAGCACACACAAUAUUCACAUUCAUCAGUUUUCACAGUGGGCAAAAGAACGAAUAGAAGUUUUUCUGUCUUGUACAAAACUGUUGUUUUGAUUUGUUUUCUUCUUGCUUUGAUAAAAAUCUUCUUCCUGUCUGGCAGAGUCCUCACGCCUGUCGGUGCUGAAACACAACAUUACACAAAGUGAUGGACGCCUCUGUAACAAGAAUAUUUCUAAUAAAUACAAGAAUAAAGCAA